This is a messenger RNA of Talpa occidentalis (Iberian mole), 4913 nucleotides long. RefSeq names its product centrosomal protein 78 (gene CEP78). Gene Ontology annotation, cellular component: centrosome. Gene Ontology annotation, molecular function: protein binding. The transcript has 17 exons. Lineage: Eukaryota; Metazoa; Chordata; Mammalia; Eulipotyphla; Talpidae. The record is from RefSeq and is a predicted model, not a curated record. The coding region runs from base 168 to 2285 and encodes 705 amino acids.
CGCGUCAGGGGGCCGGCUCAGUGGCUGCCGGGGGCCCUGUGUUUUCUGAUCUAGCCGCCGCUCCUGCGCGCGGCCGCGGGGCCGUGGGCACCCGAAGAUCGGUGACCAGCGCUUCCAAGGUUGGGGCGUUGUCUCCUGCGCCGGCGUCCCCCGAGGCCGACUCUGGCAUGAUCGACUCGGUGAAGCUGCGCCGCAAUAGCGCGGCGGACUUCUUCUCGCACUACGAGUACCUUUGUGCGCUGCAGGACUCUGUGCCGCUGCCCUCCGUGCGCGCUUGCUUGCGGGAGGGCGUCCUGGACUUCAACGCCGAUCGCCUCCGCGUAGUGGACUGGGCGCCCCUUCUGAGCACCCUCAAGGUUAAUAAAGAUCUGCCCCUGAUCUCGAUCAAGAGCUUCUUCCAGCCGUGGCUUGGCGAAACCGCUUCUGACAGAAAUAAAGUUUGCAGAAGCCGUGUUCCGGCAAUAAGAAACAAAGAUGUGACCUUCCAGUUGUGUAAAGCUCUUAAAUGCUGUUUAAGUGCAUCAAGUGCUCUAAAGAACCUGGAGCUAAAUGGACUAGUUCUGAGAGAGAGAGAUUUAACUAUUUUAACAAAGGGAUUGAAUAAAUCUGCUACUUUGGUGCACCUGUCUCUUGCAAAUUGUCCUAUUGGAGAUGGAGGUUUAGAAAUUAUUUGUCAAGGUAUAAAGAACUCUAUCACUCUUAAGACAGUAAACUUCACGGGGUGUAAUCUGACAUGGCAGGGAGCAGAUCACAUGGCCAAGAUCUUAAAGUAUCAGACCAUAAGGAGGCAUGAAGAAACCUGGGCUGAGAGUCUUCGAUACAGAAGACCUGACCUUGACUGUAUGGCUGGCUUGAGGCGCAUCACUUUGAAUUGCAACACACUCAUUGGUGACCUUGGUGCAAAUGCUUUUGCAGAAUCUCUUAGUGAGGAUCUGUGGCUUAGAGCACUUGACCUGCAGCAGUGUGGCCUUACCAACGAAGGAGCAAAGACUUUACUAAAGGCCCUUGAAACCAAUAGAACUCUAGUUGUUUUGGAUAUAAGAAAAAAUCCACUUGUUGAUCACUCCAUGAUGAAAGCAGUUAUCAAAAAAGUUCUCCAAAAUGGAAGGAGUUUCAAGUCAGAGUACCAGUGGAUAACUUCUCCAUCAACAAAGGAACCAUUUAAAACUGCUAAACAGAAAAGGAGAACUAUAGUUCUGGGAAGUGGUCGAAAAGGAAAAGCUACUAUUCGAAUUGGAUUGGCUACAAAGAAACCUGUAAAUAAUGGAAUUAAACACUCCCUUGGUAAAGAAUGCUAUGCUCCAGAACCUCUCCCACCUGGUGUCUCUGGUUUCCUGCCUUGGCGAACUGCAGAGCGUGCAAAAAGGAAUAGAGGUUUUCCAUUAAUCAAAACUCGGGAUGUAUGUAAUCAGUUGCAGCAAUCAGAUUUUCCUGUAACUGUGACAUUAGAGAGUCCUUCCUCCUCAGAUAUGGAAGAGGUUGAUGAUUCUUCAGAAAGUGUUCAACAAGAAUCUGAGAAAACCAAUUUAAAACAAGAAGUAUUACAGGAAAAAUUGGAGGAAUGCCUAAAGCAAUUAACGGAGGAAAGAGGAAUAAGACUUAAGGCUGAUAAAAGAGUCAGUGAGCUGGAACAUGAAAAUGCUCAGUUAAGAAAUAUAAAUUUCUCUUUGUCUGAAGCCCUGCAUGCACAGUCAUUAACAAGCAUGAUCCUGGAUGAUGAAGGUAUUUUGGGCAGCAUUGAGAAUUCUUUCCAGAAGUUCCAUGCAUUCCUGGAUCUCCUUAAAGAUGCUGGGCUUGGGCAGCUUGCCACAAUAGCUGGUAUAGAUCAGUCAGAUUUUCAUUUACUAGGUCAUCCCCAGAUGAAUUCUACUGUUGGUAGUCAACCUAAAGAAGAAAACAAGGCACUUGAGGAAGAAAAAGCAGAAUCAAAGCAGAAUGCGCUGGGACAAAUGCAAAAUAUCCAAGUUUCUAUUUGUAUGCAGUCAGCUUUCAAUGAAGGAACACUAAUGAAGUUUCAGAAAAUUACAGGUGAUGCUAGAAUUCCUUUGCCUCUUGACUCCUUCCCUGUCCCAACUGCUACUCAGGAGACUUUAGAAACUUCCAAUGACAACCUGAGAUUCCCAGUCACUGAGCAGCGGCUGGAGUCUGUCCAAGAAUUCAUUGCUAGAACAUGUUCUCCUUCAGCAGACAUGAUUUCUGGAAUUGGAAGUCAAAGAAAAGAAGAGGAGUUGUCUAGAAAUAGCAGAUCUUCUUCAGAGAAAUUGGCCAAAACAGAAUUCCAUUGAAAUGACUGGAGAAAUAGUAAAACAAAAAUAAAUAGUUGGAAAUCAGAAAAUGAACAAUGUGAGAUUUUUAGAAGACAGAAAGCAGAUUAUUGAAAGAUCAGUCAAUUAAAGAGUAGAACAACUAAGCCUUCCCACUUGCCUUGAAGUACUUAAUUCGGGAGUUUGCCACCAUGCUUUGGCUAAGAAAGCCUCUCUCCGAAGUGGGAGUUCUGACACAGGAAACAAUAGGACUGGAGAAUGAGGACAUUGUCCAACUUGACUACAAAGAGAAACUGAAGAUAAAACUGGCCACAAAUGUCUGGCUAUGGUGCCCUUCCAUUCCCUUUAUAAUCACCGGAGGUGCCUAUAAUCAAGAUUUGUGUUCAUUGAAAAUGAACCAGGAUUCUCAUUUGGUGAAGAAAAAGCAUUUCAAACUUUAAUCUUAGGUCCUCAACUAUAAACAUGAACAGCCAAGAAUCUUCAAAUUUGAAAAGAAAACACAGUAACAAAAGGAGACUCCAAAUUAAAAUAAAUUGAUUAGGGCCUCCCUGGUGGCGCAGGCGAUUGAGCGCCGCACUGUGAAGCCAUCCGCAGCCUCUUCAGCACAGGUUCGAUCCUGGCCGGCCAGGGAGAAUCCCACAUGGCGCAGCAGACCUCUCCUGUCUCACCCGCUGCUGCCCUCAGCAGUGUAUUUUGUCAGUCUGCCUGUUUUGUUCCCUGCUCUGUCUCUGGUGAAUCCUCUCCCCCCACACCUCUGGCCUGUACCCCAGUUCUUGUAUAAAUAAAUAAAUCUUUAAAAACAAACUGAUUAACCUAUUCACAAAAAUAGUUACUAAAGUAACAUUUUUAAAUGAAUACAGUUAAGAUCUUCAGCGAUUCAUAAGGAUAUUGCUUCCUUAAAGAAUGGGAUGCUAGGAAAAAGAAAUAGAGUUUCUGGAAAUUAAGAUGUGACCUGAAAAUAAAACAAGUUGAACUAGAUAGCAGGAUGGUUUCAGUUGAAGCUUAAAUUCAUGAAAUGGAAGUUUGAUUGAGGGAGUCCCCUUAAUAUGCACUGUAAAAUGAUGAAAGAUAAGUUAUAAAAAAGAAGAAUCCUAGAAGAACACAGCAGUUGGCAUAUAAUAAAUGCAUAAAUAAUGAAACCAUACCAAUAUCUAUGAGUGGCCAUACAAGUUUAUAGUAUUACAUUUCUCAGCAACUGGACAACUUAGAAGUCUUAGGAAUUACUAAGCAAACUGAACAAUGACUCCAUAAAAGAUUUUAAAUGAAAGAAAUAGAUGAUGCCAUGUUACCUGCCAUUCCUCUUUAUAAUCACUAGACAUUUAUAAUCAGAAGAAUUCCAAAUAACAUUAAUGCAUAUGUGAAGAGUGAAUUAAAAUUCUAGGUUUUAACAUGAAUAUAGGAUAUAAAAAGUGAAAGUAUGUUAGUAUCUUGAAUUAUUCCAGGAAAGAAUACAUUGUUUACCUCUAGGUGUUGAUAGAAACAUUUAAACUUAAAGAUAUAUGGGGAAAGGUUAGGUGAUGCCACAGCAACAACUUCCAAAUCAUAGUGACUUAAAACAACAGAUUUAUUUAUGCUCAUGUCAUAUACCUUUGGCAGAUUGGCUAGCGACCUCCACAUCACCCACAACCUGGUUGCUGGAGGAGUAUCACUAUUUGGAAAAUUGCUGGUUAUUCGUGUCCAAGGAAAAAGACUGCAACCUGCAUUAACUUAACAUGCCUGCCUCAGUGUAACAUUUGUCACUCCUGCAUUUGUUGUAUUGGCCAAAGAAGGUCAUAUGGCCAUGUCUAAGAGUCUGGCAGAACAGAGAAAUGCAGACUUACCAGGUGCAAAGGUAAGGAGAGAGAAGCAAAUAUGUCAACAACUUUAAUAUCUAGUAAACUACUAGAAAGGGGGAAUGGAAUUUAAAAAUCGAAUAGAAGGCAGGAAAAAACUGGAAGAAAAAAAGUAGCAGUCCCAGGUCUGGAUAUUUAUACCAGGAAGAUAACUCGUGUCAAUACAGACACCUGUACAUGGGUGCUUAUAGCAGCUCUAUUGAUAUUCACCAAUAUGACUUCCAACAGGUGAAUGGAAAAUGAAUGCUAAUGUACUUGCAAAAUGGAAUACUAAACAAUGAAAAGGAAUCAAAUAUUAAUACAUGUGAAUAUUAAUACAUGUAACAACUUGGAUGGAUCUCAAAGUCCUGUUGAGUGAGAAAAGCCAGUAUAUAUCUGUAAUCUCAAAAAGUCACAUACCUUAUGAUUCUGUUCAUAUGACAUUCUCAAAGAGAAAAAACUAUAGGUAAGCGGUGGCCAACUCUUGGUGUAGGGAGAGGCUGUGCAAAGGAGUUUUUUCAGUGAUGAAUUAUCCUGUAUCCCAACUGUGGUAGUAGAAAAAUAAGAGACAAAUGAGGGCCUCCCUGGUGGCGCAGCGGUUGAGCACUGCGUUGCAAGCUACCCGCAGCCUCUGCAGUGCCAGUUCACAUCCCCAGUCACCGGCGAGGGUCCCACAUGACGCACAGACCUCACCUACCGCCCGCUGCUCCCCUCAACAGUGUACUUCGUCCGAAUCCAUCUGCCCCUUCUGCUGCCUGCUCCGGCUCUGGUGAAUUCUCUCACCCUCCCGUGCUUCGGACUGUACCCAGUGCUUGUAUAAAAUAAAUAAAUAAAUAAA